Durusdinium trenchii is the source of this 825-nucleotide messenger RNA. The record is from the annotation of a GenBank genome assembly. NCBI's taxonomy places the organism in Eukaryota, Dinophyceae, Suessiales, Symbiodiniaceae.
AUGCUGUGCCUUCAUACGUCGCCCGGCAAUCCGCCGAACUUUGGUGCGGCCAACAGCGAAUUCUGGAGGAACUUCUUCCGGAGCUCACCCAGGAAUGUGUCUGAGCUGCUGGACCGAGACCAACACAACUGUGUGCCGAAGGUGGUGGCCAUUGCAGCGGCGCAUCUGCGACUGUGGAAAGAGCUGGCCGAAGGGAAGUUGCAGACGAAAGAGGUGGAGGAGCAGACGAGAGAGAAUCCAUGGUACUUGGUCAUGGAGGAGGAUGUUGAUUUGUGCCCCUACUGGCGACAGAGGAUGGAGAAAGAGCUGCCUCAAGCACCGGCAGAUGCUGAAAUCAUCAAGUUAUACUUCUUUGGGCAUUGGCGCAAGGAGGAUGAGGUGAAGGUGUCCGUGCGCAACGACUCCGAGCCGGCUACGGUGACGCCCUUCCUGGACGCGCGCGAUCCCUUGCGCGGCUUCGAUUUGUUCAAAGCCGCCAGCUACGAGUUCCUGCACGGUGCCUCCUGGUCCUCCGUGCCGGUGGCCGGCUUCUAUGCUGGAACGCAGGCAUAUUUGAUUCGGCCCUCAUCGGCACGGAAACUUUUGAAGCAGAUCCGGGGGAAGCCCUUUCAGGACAUUGACAUGACGAUGAUGCUCUCAGCCAACAACUACGUCUGGCGACGGGUCUUGGCACAGGGAAGGCCCGAGAACGUGGACCUGUUGCAGGACUGGGAGAGGGGGGGAAAGAGAUGGGAAGAGAUCAAAAAGAAAACAGUCGCACUUGAGUCGGUGUGCGCCCACAGCUCGGAAGCGGAAGGCCGUCCACACCAUCGUCUGGCCCCGUGA